AUGGAUUUGUUUCAUGAAAUAACUAAAAAAGGUGGUAUGCAACCGGAUGUGAUCACUUACAACACCUUGUUACAUGGAUUGUUUCAAGCUGGACGUUGUGAAGCUACAUGCGAACUCUUUAACGAGAUGCAAGCACACAAACUGAUUCCAAAUGAAAGCACAUACAGAAUAGUCUUGAAGGGUCUAUGCAACAACAAACAAGUGGAUGAAGCACUGACUUUAUUUCAUCUGAAAGGGGCGAAUAAGAUAAAAUCGGAUAUUGCUAUAUAUAAUAUACUUAUUGAUGGUGCAAGUAAAAGUGAGAAGUUUGAUAUUGCAAGGAACCUUUUCAAUGAACUAACUGUAAAAGGUUUACCACCUGAUAUUUGGACAUAUAAUACAAUGAUCGGUGGUUUUUGUCGGGAAGGAUUAGUGAGUGAAGCAAAAGAGUUUUUUCUUAAGAUGGAGGAAAGGGGCUGCCAGCCGGAUAGUGUGACUUACAAUGUUCUUCUCCAAGGAAUUUUAAAGAACCAACAACAUGAUAUGGUAGAGAUGCUUUUACUGGAAAUGGAAGGAAGAGGUUUUUCACUUGAUGCUUCAACUGUAUCAAUGUUACUUGAUCAUAUAAAAGCUAGAUCUUUAGAUGCUUCUUUGCUUAAGCUGAUUGGUAAGCUUGUGCCAAAGGAAGAAGUGGAUGCUCCUUGUUUUACUGUGUAG
This is a messenger RNA of Lactuca virosa, 696 nucleotides long. NCBI's taxonomy places the organism in Eukaryota, Viridiplantae, Streptophyta, Magnoliopsida, Asterales, Asteraceae. The record is from the annotation of a GenBank genome assembly.